Molecule: messenger RNA, 2556 nt
Organism: Didymodactylos carnosus
Lineage: Eukaryota; Metazoa; Rotifera; Eurotatoria; Philodinida; Philodinidae
Source: the annotation of a GenBank genome assembly
AUGACACCAAACACUUUAAAAUUAUUUUCAUCCGUCCGUUAUUAUGUCAUCGGUUCGAUUGAUUCCAAUAUUGAAUUGUUAUUAAAACGUGAAGGUGCCAUUCGUUCAUCGUAUCUGACACAAAGUGUUACACAUGUCCUAUGUGACGAUUAUGAAUCAAAUAGAGACGAAUGUGAUUCAGCCAAAGAUAUUUAUUGUAUACCAAUUAUCAAAUCAGACUGGAUCAUUAAUUGUUCAAAAUAUAAUUCCUUUUUACCAGUAGAACCAUAUUAUGCUGAUGGAAAAUUAUUAUUUGAACAUUUCACAUUUGCAAAUGCCAAUUUAAGUCCCACGGAUAAUUAUAAAUUAUGGGCGCUUGUCACAUAUUAUGGUGGUAAAUGGUCGAGUGAUAUUGAACAGCUGAAAUGUACACAUAUCCUCUGUUCAUCUAAACUAUCGAACGAUGAUAAUAACAAUAAUACAAACAAACGUUUAUAUGACGCCUAUCAAAUAGACGUGUCUUCUGUUUUUCUUAUAACGCCCGAUUGGGUUAUGGAUUGUUUGAAAACAAACGAACGACUCGAUGAACGAAAAUAUCAUCCCGAUUUAUUGCUUGAUUUAGCUAAAGAAGAGACAUCGGAGGCGCCAUUAAAAACAGAUGUUAUACCAACUGAAAACAAUUCACUGGGUGAUACUUCGUCGGUAGUAAAAGCGGCACCUCAUCAUAAGACACACUUAUCAACGAAAAACUUUUUUAAUCAAAUGGAGGUUAAUGAAGAUGGUGAUAAUAAUUCAUUAGAUGACACGCCUGAGGAUGAUCAUAUUGAAGAAGAACAAGAAUUUGAUGGUGAAGUAGAAGUUUCAAAACCUUUACGAACAAAAAUGACAAUACCACAGCAACAUGGACUGAAAAAAACAUCUUCAAUUGAUCCGGCCAAAUUUAUUAUUCCAACCGAACUUGAACAGAAAACAUUUUGUCCAACGAUAAUUGAAAUGCCUAAACCACCGCCAAAAACAUUGUCAGAAUUGAAAUAUUUCACCCAAACUAAACAUGAACAAAUUCCCAGCACUCAAUGUUUACUUGGUUGUAUUUUAUUUAUUUAUGAAAAAGAAUACAUUCCAACUGUAUCAACAAAUGAUUUAUUAUCAUGGUCACAAACGAUAUGUAAUAAUGGAGGAAUAAUUACUGAUGAUGAAAAUAAUGUAAAUUUAACACAUUUUGUUUGUGCUUAUCGAACGAGUGAAUUAUUUCGUGUUAUUUACGGACGUGGAAAUGUACGAAUGGUGACAGCGCAUUGGUUAAAUGAUGUUUUACAGAGAAAAAAAUUAUUUGUACCUAAUUUGGCUAUUCAUUUUCCAGCUCCGUUUGAUAUGAGUGAUGUUAAUCAGUUACCAUUAGCAAAAUAUUUGAUAACGUUAUCGGGUUUCGAAGGUAUUGAACGUGCUCGUCUACGUUUUUUAAUUCGAUCAUUGGGCGGAAAAUAUACCGGUUUUCUUGGUAAAUGGCAUUCACAUUUAAUAUGUAAAGAAGAAAAGAAUGGUGAUAAAUAUGAUAAAGCAUUAGAAUGGUCAAUAUCGAUUGUAAAUGGUAUAUGGUUAUCAGAAUUGUAUUUAGGAAAUACGUGUGCACUGAAAACACCCAUUGAUGAACGUUAUACUCGUUUGAUAAAGGGAAUUGAUCAUUUUUCAUUUGAUUCUAUAUAUGUUCGUGAUUUAUUAACAGCAUGGUUAAAACCACUGCAGGUUACUGAUCAUAUGUUAAAUAUUGCAAUAAAAAAACAUAACGAAAAACAGGAACCGGAUCCAUCUACAAUUCCUUCUCUGCCUAUAGCGGAAGAUAAUACAAAUGGUGACAUGGAAUCUGCAUCAAAAAAGAUACGUCGUACGUAUAAUGAACCAUGUAUACCCCAAGAUAAAACAACAUCAGCAAUAACAACAUUAACAGACGUAUCAGUGAUGUUAAGUGGUUUUAAUAAACAAUCUCUAGCUCGUUAUGAAGAAAUUAUCAAAAAUUUAGGUGGUCAAAUAUCAUUGUUACCUCAUUGUACUACACAUUUAGUAAUGAAAAAAUGUUUACGUACAGAAAAAUUAUAUGAAUGUUUAAAUUAUGUUACAUACAUUCUUAAUACAAAUUGGUUAGAUAAAUGUGAUCGUGAAAAACAUUUUGUUACACCAUCAGAUGAUGAUUAUUUACUUUACAAUGAUUAUAAACCAAAUACAAUCUUACGUUUAUCAACUGAAAAACGUUUAUCAAGAAAUAAUAAACUCUUGUUUUCUGGUUAUACAUUUUUUCUUACACCAAGUGUUCAACCAUCAAUAUCCAUUUUAAAAUCUAUUAUUUAUUCAACAGGUGCUAAUAUUAUACGUGAAUUUCCCUCAUUAAGACAACUCAUUACCCGUGAUCCAAAAACACAUAUACCUAGUGUAAUACUAAUAUCAUGUGAUGAAGAUAAAAUAUUAUUAAAAGAAUUAAAAAAUGGUUUAACAAUUAAUACUUAUCGUAUUGAUUUUAUUCUAGAAAGUAUAAUUCGACAAGAAGUACUUAUUAAUGAUGAACAAUAUAUUUUACGAUUGUGA